GGGAGGAAGAAGGGUGGGCAGCAGGUCGAGGAUGCUGGGGAUGCUUCCUCCCUUCGAGCCAGAUUGUGGGCCUAGGAAACGGAGCUGUGUUCAAAAAGACUGCCCCCCUCCUCAACCACCGCUGCUUGCGCCCGUGCCCCCCACCACCAGAAUUGUUUAGUUGCAAAAGGGACUUGCUGCCGAGCAUUGGGAUCCCCCCGUCCCCCUCCCCCACCUUGGCAGAAUAAAUCCACUGUGCCCCGGUGCUGGGCUGAGCUGUGUUGUGUGCUGGGGCUCCCUCCGCCCUCUUCAUCCUCGGCCCUUGACCUUUGCUCCCAGGAGAGGGGGGUGGUCUCCUUUUGGAGACCCCGCUGCGGCUGAGCUGGCCAGAUUUGCUCUCUUUACACAAACACACCCCACCUCCCAUGCACAAAGCCUCGGUCUUUUUCUUGCUUGGAGGGAAUGGGGGGGGGGGGUGAGGGGCUGCGCUCGACAUUUGGGUGGCGGGCCCCUAACCCCCACAACGAGGUCGGAGUCCCCUCAGCACAAUUGGGCGUUCCCAGCCUCAGCCGCGGUCUAUUCGCCCGUUGUCUUCAGCCCCCGCCACCUCCUUGAGUGCCGAUCCCGGAAAAGCCCCUCCUUAGCCCACUCCUCAUUUGCAUUCAGGCCCCUGCUCGGCGAGUGAGCAAACUGGGGGGCGGGACUGGCGAGCGAGCGGGUGGCUGCGGAUUGGCCCAGCGCGGGAGGGCGGGGCGUUCGGGGCUGACCUCUCGGCUAGCUCAGCCGCCCUCCGGCCAGUGGAGUGCAAGCCUCGGUCCCGGGCGGAGCCGGGCGUGUGGAAGCAGCGGCCAGCCCCCCAGGCCAGCCGGGCCAUGCUGACCAAGGGCCCCGAGGCGCCGCCGCAGCUCCCGGCCCCGGAAUCCCCGGGCCGGCCAGACAAGGGCCAGGAGGCCCUGGAGGCUGCCUACCGCCUGGGGCCCCUACUGGGCAAGGGUGGUUUCGGCUCGGUCUUCUCUGCGCACCGCUUGGCCGACCGCCUGCAGGUUGCCGUGAAGCUGAUCCCCCGGAGCCGCGUCCUGGGCUGGGCCCCCCUGUCUGACUCAGGCCCAUGCCCACUGGAGGUGGCCCUGCUGAGGAAGGUUGGGGCUGGGGGUGGUCAUCGGGGUGUGAUCCAACUGCUGGAUUGGUUUGAGACCCCUGAAAACUUCCUGCUGGUGCUUGAGCGGCCAGAGCCUGGCCAGGAUUUGUUUGAUUAUAUCACUGAGCGGGGACCCCUGGGAGAUGGCCGCUGCCGCCACUUCUUCAGCCAGGUGGUGGCUGCUGUUCGUCACUGCCACGCCCGUGGCGUAGUCCACCGGGAUAUCAAGGACGAGAACAUUCUGGUGGACUUGAGGCGAGGAGAAGUGAAGCUCAUUGAUUUUGGCUCCGGUGCCCUGCUCCGGGAUGAACCUUACACUGACUUUGAUGGAACGAGGGUAUACAGCCCACCAGAGUGGAUCUCUCAGCAGCAGUACCAUGCCCUCCCAGCAACUGUGUGGUCCCUAGGCAUCCUUCUCUAUGAUAUGGCCUGCGGUGACAUCCCCUUUGAGCACGACCGAGAGAUCCUGGGGGCCCACCUCCACUUCCACUGCCGAGUCUCUCCAGGUUGUGAAGCCCUGAUCCGCCGUUGCCUGGCCCCUGACCCCGCCAACCGGCCCUCGCUGGAACAGAUCCUUCGUGACCCCUGGAUGCAGGACGGGGAGGACCACUUGGCCCUGGCUUCGGAGCUCCUACCCCCUGGGUCUUGCGAGGCCCCAGCGUCCUGUGAUGCCAGUACCUCGGAGUGGCCGGCUUUCUAAGCAGCGGAGGGGUGCGCACCUGUGUCCCCCCUCCGCCCUCCCACGGGACUGGUUGGUGAAGGUUUUGGUGUUGACCUGGUUUUACAGGUUGCUUAGAGAUGCUCCUCGGGACUUUACCCAGGGAACAGGGAAAGACCGGCUCCUAGGCCGUCCCUGUCCCCCCUUCUCUACCUGCUCUGGGGGAUGGAUGGAGACUUUUCCAGAUACUAGACACGCCCCCCUUCCCCCCUUCCCUCCAUAGGUUGUUUAGAGAUCCUGAAGUGGUAGGAAAGAAACCUGGGAGGUUGAGGUUGAGGUCCUUCCUUCCAACUAAGAAGUUUCCUGGAGCCAGCUGCCCUUCCCCACCCCCGUCCCUUUCCCGGGCUGAAAAGCCUGUCACCCAUUGCCCAAUGAAGUUCACUUCUUCACAUUCCCCUUAUGAUGGCGGCCACUGCCUGGAAGCCUGGGCCAAUGCUUUGGGCGGAUUGGCCACGGGCUGGCCCAGAGGACGCCGGGAGGGGGAAGGGAGGGCGGCGGGUGGCCAACGACUCAGCCCCUCCGAUUCGUGUGUGACAUUAAAGCGAGCCCUCGAGGCCCUUUGCAACCCCA
This is a messenger RNA of Antechinus flavipes (yellow-footed antechinus), 2405 nucleotides long. It is a transcript of the gene PIM2, whose product is annotated as Pim-2 proto-oncogene, serine/threonine kinase. Gene Ontology annotation, molecular function: ATP binding; protein serine/threonine kinase activity. Gene Ontology annotation, biological process: protein autophosphorylation; negative regulation of apoptotic process; regulation of mitotic cell cycle. Gene Ontology annotation, cellular component: cytoplasm. The record is from RefSeq and is a predicted model, not a curated record. Lineage: Eukaryota; Metazoa; Chordata; Mammalia; Dasyuromorphia; Dasyuridae. Bases 852 to 1817 code for a protein of 321 amino acids. The transcript has 5 exons.